GAGGAGUUGUGGGUAAUUUUGUUUUCCAAGAUGGCGGCCGUUAGCGUGAGAAAUUUUCGUAACUUUUUCAGUGGAAAAAGAACUCUAGUCGUUCUCCGCACAGGUUUCAAAUCCAGUAUACCAUGUAUGGCUAUACUGAAUCGUCCAUAUUGUGAGAGCUCUUCUCAAAGUGUUCCUGACACUUUGAAAGAACGUUCUCCAACUAUCAAAAGAAGUCCGUUGUUCAGCGGUCAAAACAUCACGCCGAAAAGAUUCCAGCUAUCAUUUGAGGAGUUCCAGCAGCUGAGAAGAAAGCUACGCACCAAGCAGAAGCUAGCUGGUUUGCCGAUUGGUGUAACAUUUCUGUUAGCAUCGAGCACCAUCACUGCUUACAUGUUCCCAAAUAUCUUCGAUGCUACUCCGGAGCAGAUUGAACCGAUAUUAGGAAUGGAUCCAAUAAUUUUCUGUGGUCUGUGUGGUGUGGCCAGUGCUGGUGUUGGGUUUGCUGCUGGAACUGUGGCAUUUAAAUCAGUUUGGAAGUUGUUUAACAAGGAGCUUUUUGUCUAUGUUUUGUAGCGUGAAGCUGAUUUCUUGGAAAGAGUUGCAGCCAGAAGAGCUUCAUCAAAUAGUAAAUUUGAAGAUGAUUACUAUGGGGAAAGUAUUAAGAAUGUCAGUGACUACAGGCAGUGGCUUAGAGAGCAACAGAAAAAACAAAACAUCACGGAUAAAUAUGACAACAAGGAACAAUCUGGAGAACUUAAAACAGAAGCUGCUUGAAUGAGAACAGAAGAAUCAGGAAAGUUUUUCGAUAACUGAUGAAUAUCCCCACAAUCAAUGACAGAUGAAUUCCCAUACUGUCCUUUUAAGGGGAAUCUACAAGAAAGUCAGUAAGGUGUUCGGUUAAGUUCACCUUUAGAGGAAUUUUUAUGACAAGACAUGUAGAGCUCCAUUGUCUCAUCCGACAGACUUUGUUUGUGACAGUAUUUUAUCGCUUAAAAAAAAAUGAAAAGCACAUGUUCAUUAAUGAGAAUAAUGUUUAGAACAGGACGGAGGAAUGACUGUAAAUUUUGACUUGUUUUUCAGAGCAUCUGUUAUCUUCUAAACGAAAGUCAGAUAAAUUACUUUAUCCAGUGUGUGCAAUAUAUGAUCCAAUGCUUGUUCCAGGGUCUGCAAUAUCGGAA
Pocillopora damicornis (cauliflower coral) is the source of this 1160-nucleotide messenger RNA. RefSeq lists its product as uncharacterized. Lineage: Eukaryota; Metazoa; Cnidaria; Anthozoa; Scleractinia; Pocilloporidae. The record is from RefSeq and is a predicted model, not a curated record. Gene Ontology annotation, biological process: protein import into mitochondrial matrix. Gene Ontology annotation, cellular component: PAM complex, Tim23 associated import motor.